AUGAGCAAUAAUCGUCUUCGUUGUGUACAUCAACAACAACAACAACAAUCGACACAACAACAAUCGCAACAACAACAACAACAACAGGAUCAAUCAUCAUCAUCAUAUAAUAAUGAAAUUAAAACACAAUUAAUAACACGUGAAGGUUUAUAUCGUUUAAUACAACCAUCCGAUUAUGGACGGCCAAAACCAUCACCAUAUUUUCAUCAUAAUCAUAAUCAUCAACAACAACAACAACAAUCAUCAUCAUCAAAUAAUUCUAAUAAUGGUCCAAAUGGACAAAGUUCAAAUAUACCAUUAGUACGGAUAUCAUUUACAAAAUUUCGAACAUUAUUGAAUCAAGAUUCGAAUAAUUCGAUUGAACAUUUAAUAUCACCAACAACAAAUGGUACGGUUAUCGGUGAUCACGAUGUUGAUCAUGAUGGAACCGAUUUAGACAUGGAUAAUUCAAAGAUCAAUGAUCAUCACCAUCAAAGAAUUUUUCCGGAUAGUCAUCAUAUUCAUCAUCAUCAUCAUAACCAUUAUCAACAUCAAAUACAGGAAAGAAUUUGUUUCAAUAGUGAACGUGAAUUGUUUGUUUUUGGUUUUCAGCCACCUGAACCAGCCGAAUUAAUUGAUCGUAAAACAUACAAGGCAACAUCACCAACAUGUCAUGAUUUUUGUACAUAUAUUGAACCACCAAUAUCAUUAUUAUUGAUUGGUUUUUCAUUAGGCCAAAUACAGAUGAUUGAUUUUUAUCGUACAGAAAUUAGUAAAUUUUAUAAUCAAGAGAGAUUAAUUGAUAAAUCAAAAGUAACCUGUAUACGAUGGUUACCUCGAUCGAAAACAAAUUUUCUUGUAUCAUAUAGUUCGGGUCAGAUGUAUGUUUAUAAAAAAGAUUUACCUUGUUUUCAAACCGCACCAAAUUAUCAACAAUAUAAAUGUGGUGAUGGUUUUCAAAUAUUUACCUGUAAAACCCGGCAACCACGUAAUCCAAUAUUUCGUUGGUCAAUUGGUUCUAAUCAAUCGGCUAUAAAUGAAUUUUCAUUUUCACCAUGUGGAAAAUAUUUGGCUAUCGUUUCGCAAGAUGGUUUUUUACGUGUAUUUUAUUAUGAUCAAAUGGAUCUUAUCGGUAGGAUGAGAUCAUAUUUUGGUGGCCUAUUGUGUGUUGGUUGGAGUCCUGAUUCAAAAUUUAUUGUUACCGGUGGUGAAGAUGAUCUAAUUACAGUAUGGUCAUUACAAGAUAAACGUGUUAUAGCCCGAGGACAGGGACAUAAAUCAUGGAUAAAUUCUGUACGUUUUGAUCCAUUUAUGACUGAUGCAAAAAAUUCAAAUUAUCAUAAUGAUGAUGAUGAUGAUGAUGAAGAAAAUGGUGAAGAUUAUGUCAAUGAUAAUGAUAAUGGUGAUGGUAAUGAUCAACAAUUUAAAAGAAAAGAUUUAAAUGAAAUUCAUCCACGUCAUCAUAGUGUUAUACAAUCAUCAACAGCGACGACAAAAUCUACGAAUGAUACAGCCGAAUUACGUUUAUUUACAAAUUAUCGUAUUGGUUCAGUUGGCCAGGAUACACAAAUAUGUUUAUGGGAUCUGACUGAUGAUAUUAUUAGACAAUCAACAGUAAUAAAAUCACGAUCACGUUCAACAAUAAGUACAUCGGGUAUUGUUGGACAUCCACCACCACCACCACCAUCAUCAUCAACAUUAUUAUCAUCAUCAUCAUCAUUAUCAACAACAGCAACAACAACACCGCAGACAACUAUAUCGACAACGACGACAUCGACAACAUCAAAUUCAUCAUCAUCAAUGAAUGAUCAUUCAAGUGGUGGUACACCAUUAAAUCAUCAAAAUCAUCACCAUCAUCAUAAUCAUCAUUAUCAUCAUAAUAAUGAUACAAACAAUAUUGAUUCAAAUUGUGAUCCAUCACGUUUAUUAGGUACUAUUAUUUGUCCACGUUUAAAAGAAGUACCAAUGUUAGAGCCACAUGUUUGUAAAAAAAUUUCCAAUGAACGUCUUACAUCAUUAGUAUUUCGUAAAGAUUCAAUUGUAAUUGCUAAUCAUGAUGGUAAAAUUUUGAUAUUUUCGCGGCCAACUAAAUCGAAUAAUACGAAUCCGAAAAUAUCAAGUCCAAAUGCAUCGAUGGCCAGUGAUGUUAAUGAAAUACCGAUUGUUCCAGGUGAUGAUUGAAUAUAGGCAAUAAUUUUUCUUUUCUUAAAUCGAUUGAAUGGAUGGAUGGAUGGUGAAAACCAAUCACACUAGUCAACCAAGGGCCCCGAAGAUUAUCAAAAUGAAUAAUGGUUUAUUUUCUUUUUACUUUUGUUUCGUUUGUUUCAUUUGAUUUAUUUUUCCAUCUUCAGUG
Molecule: messenger RNA, 2332 nt
Organism: Dermatophagoides pteronyssinus (European house dust mite)
Lineage: Eukaryota; Metazoa; Arthropoda; Arachnida; Sarcoptiformes; Pyroglyphidae
Product: WD repeat-containing protein 20-like
Molecular function (GO): protein binding
Source: RefSeq, a predicted model, not a curated record